Molecule: messenger RNA, 3800 nt
Organism: Wallemia mellicola CBS 633.66
Lineage: Eukaryota; Fungi; Basidiomycota; Wallemiomycetes; Wallemiales; Wallemiaceae
Product: methionine aminopeptidase
Exons: 8
Coding region: 1494-2714 (406 amino acids)
Biological process (GO): proteolysis
Molecular function (GO): metalloaminopeptidase activity
Source: RefSeq, a predicted model, not a curated record
UUUCAUUGUUUGCAUUUCAAAGAAGACAUAAGACAUUUGAAACGUAAAAUAUCAAGUAAUUGUGAAAAUGUUUAUAAUUAAACGUCCUUGUGACUGGUAUUGAGCUUCCGCUUAUUAUUAGAAUAUGACUUCAUUAAUUACCGGCAACAUCGAUUAUGAUCCAAGAGCGUAGAACGUUAGGGCAAACGGUCGUAUUUGAUGAUAUACCCUCCGAAAGAAUAGAACAACGAGUGUCUCCUUUAUCUGGUUAUAGGAGUAAACGACACAUUUAUAACGCUGCAUACCCGCGGACCCUAGACGGAAGCACAACGAUCUAUCCAAAGAGGAGCAUACCGCAUCCCAAUGAGAGUAAGGCUGAAAAAGGCACUAGAAUUUCGUCAGAAUUGGACGAAAUUGUCAGUGCGAGGGUCAAAGCAGGUGAUAAGGAGUCAAUGGAGGUAAACGGAGAGCGUAUCUAUUGCGUCAUUGAGCGUCUAGUUCACGAGAAGGCUAGAGGUGAUGGUCUCACUUUGAUUUUGUGCCACUCAAAUGGUUUCGUUAAGGAGACCUGGGACGCGACGCUAGAAGAGCUAAUCAAACAACCCGGACAUCCUAUUGAUGAGAUUUACUUAUUCGAAUGCGUUAACCACGGGCAGAGUUUCCUCCUGAAUGCCUCCAAACUUGGUUUGGUUUUCGACUGGUCGGAUUUCUCACGUGAUAUACUUACUUUUUUGACUUACUAUUUACCACAAACUUUCACUUCUGAAGAUUUACCAACAAAAUUACCCUUACAACACACACGGACAGGUCCGUGGAAGAACUUUGAGAGUACCCGCAAGAUUACCCCUAUUGGACACUCUUUGGGUGGUACGUCACUCGCAUUGGCGUAUGCAGAAGCACCCAAGCUGUUUGGACCAGACGGAUCACUCAUACUUAUUGAUCCUAUUAUACGUAUACCAGAACAUCCGUUAGAAUUUAAAGCAGGCGUGCAGCUAAAAACAGGAUUGAAGACACAGAUACCAGCACAACUCGCUCUUAAGAGGAGAGACAGAUGGGCUACCAAGGAGGAGGCCUUCAAGACAAUGACGAAAUCAGCGCUCUUUUCACAAUUUGAUAAGAGAGCGUUGCAAGCGUACGUUGAAUAUGGUACUAUGGAAGAUGAAGAUGGGAAUGUUACAUUAGUAACAGACAAACUCCAAGAAGCUGCAGUCUUUGCUGAUGAUUUGGCAUUCUUCGAAGGUAGUUCCGCAAUAGCAGAGCUGUCUACCAAGAUAAAAGUGCUAGUUGUUUUAGCAUCAAAACCAGGUCCUAUCACAGCAGUACGAGAUGAAAAAGAGAAGGAAGCUAUCUUCAAAGGCACACAAGUCGAGGAGAUAAAUUCAGGACAUUUGAUAGUACAGGAAGUACCAAAUAAACUUAGUAAAGUAAUAAACAACUUUAUAAAUAACAAACUGAGUUGUAAACUUUAAAACAUACCUUUAUUAUCAACAACCAUUUUAAGAAGAAUAUCGAGGAUGUCCAAAUGUGCAGGAGUUGAGUGUCAGCAAGCGAAUGCUAAAAUGCAAUGUCCAAAGUGCAAAGACCUUAAUAUUUCGUCCUUCUUUUGUGGACAAGAUUGCUUCAGAAAGAGUUGGUCGGUUCAUAAAGCAACCCACACACAGGCGAACGAUGUGAAUAUGAUGAAGUUAGCAGCUGCACUCAGGCAGUCUGGUUCUGCUAUUGGCGCUGGUGAACCCUUAGAAGACGGAGCAUACGACCCGUUCCCAAAUCAUCCAUACACAGGCAAACUUAGACCACAUUACCCACUUAGUCCAAAAUCUAUCGUACCAGAUUCAAUUACUAAGCCAGAUUACGCUAAAGAUGGAAACCCACGCGGUGAAAUCAGAUUGGCGAAGGGUUUAGCGACUAUCAAAAGGUUAUCUCCUGAAGAAAUCGACACAAUGAGAAGAGUUUGUCGCCUCGGUAGAUACAUACUUGAUAAAACUGCUCAACAAAUCAAACCAGGUGUGACAUCAGACGCACUUGACAAAUACAUGCAUAAACUCGCUAUCGAGAACGGUUCAUAUCCUUCCCCAUUGAAUUAUCACGGCUUUCCAAAAUCAGUAUGUAUCUCUGUAAACGAAGUUAUCUGUCAUGGUAUACCCGACAAACGUAAAUUUAAGGAAGGUGAUAUCGUCAAUUUAGAUAUCAGUGUAUACAAAGAUGGUUUCCAUACUGAUUUGAAUGCAACUUACCCAGUUGGUUCUGUUGACGAUGCUAGUAAGAAACUUAUUGAAGUUACUAGAAGAUCGUUAGAUAACGCUAUCAAGAUCUGUAAACCAGGUACACCAUUUAGAAAUAUUGGUAGUCAAAUACAACCAACCUGUGACAAGGAAGGUUUCUCAGUUGUUAAAACCUACACUGGACAUGGAGUUGGUAGGGAAUUCCACCAAGCACCAACUAUUCUCCAUCAUGAGAACAUGAGAAGCAAGGGUGAAAUGAAGCCAGGUCAGAUAUUCACAAUUGAACCGAUGGUUAACGCAAGCAAGAGUUAUCAUGUGGAUCAUUGGAAUGACAAUUGGACUGCUGUUACAAGAGAUGGUGUUAGAAGUGCACAAUUCGAAGAAACUAUUUUAAUCACUGAAGAUGGUUGUGAAGUCCUGACAGCUGCUGAUGAUUACGUACCACCAGCUGAGCAUGUUAAAAUCCCUACUAUAAAAUCUGAUCAAGAUGUUAUAUCCAUCCAAGAUAUUUAGUAGACAUAUAUGCAUUAAUUUAUAGAUUUUUCACUCUUUAUUGAGCUACUUGAACUUGUUGGUUGUGAUGCUGUAUUGGUAUCUAUGAAACUGUGCUCUACCUUUUCGAAGUAUGGUUUAGCAAGUCUGAUAUUCAUCUGUAUGGCUGAUGGUGAAAUGUUGGUAUUAUCGGUUAUUACCAAUAUGUAAGUAUUUACUGUGAGUGGUUCAAGGACUGCAUUGUAAUAUUUUUCUGAUAUUUGCAUAGAAUUGAACUGAUUGUUGAGUUUAGAGCACGAGUGCUUGAAAGAUUUGAUAAGCUGACUGAUCUUUUCGAAACGGUGUCUCGAUAAUUUGAUAUUACGGUUCGUUACGUUGAUGUAUUCCUCGUCAUUGUCAUCCUCAUCUUCAAGGUCGAUCUCUUCUUCUCCGUAUUUAUUAAGUGUCGUUUGUCCAAUAACAAGAAAAGUUGUCCUCUCGAAUAAGACAACCUCGGUUGCAUGAGCUUGUCUAGCGAAGUGUGUGAGCGCUCCAGUCAUUUUACUAGAAGAAGGGAGUAACUUUGUCACAAUUUUUGACCAUGCCUUGUAAAGUGAUUGAUCCCAUAUACUUGUCAUAAAGCACUCAACUUCGAUAUUAUCAUUGUAUUUUAUUAUUUGAUCAACAGAUUGAAAAAUUUCAUUUCUGCGUCUAUUGAAGACAGCAUAUAUGUCCUGCUUGCUAACUAAAUCCAUUUUAUUUACCAAGAUAAAGACUUUAAGGCUAUCAUUGUCCUUUCUAUAUUCUUUUAAACCUUCUAAACAUUGUGAGAACCAGCUUAAUUCAUCGCUUGAUUGAUUCGUUGGUGUCGUAACAUCAAAAACGUAAAUAAGGACGCCUACAUCUUUGAACACGUCUGCGCGUUGAUGCGAUAUAUAACUUGAUAAGAAAUUCGUUUGUCCACCGCAAUCCCAGAUGUUUAGACUGAGUGAACUGAGGAGUUGUAGUGAUUGUGCUUCUAUUGAAAGUGUAGCUUGUACGGUAGAGGUUGAAUCGCUUGAUUGGCUGUUGAAUAUAAUACUUCGCAUGGAAGUUUUACCAGAUCCUGAUUUACCCAUAAGCAAGACU